CUCCACACUUGUUGAUUACCAGUAAUCUCAGCGUCUCAAAAGGUAGUCCCCUCCGAAGCGGUGCAGCUAUCCUUCUGCAGCAAGAUGACGACGAAUCGUAUCAGUGAGCGCCUCAUUCGACUCUGCACGUCGAGUGAGAGCGUCUCGUCCCUGCUCGCUAAACAGCCGAGCAUGGCGCCCAGUGAGGCAUGGGAGAGACUGUAUGGCGAACAUGCUCUGAAGGCCGCCGAUGGUAGUGGGCAGGAUGGAUCCGAGUCAGUCACGCAGGACGAGCUGGAGAAGGCCGCAAUGUGUGGGAAGUGGGGACCGACGAAGCCGGGCGAGCUGUUCUUGAAGAUAUACCACGAUGCGCUUUGCACGCUUGAUGCUGACCCCCUCCGAGGCAUGGUCAGCCCCUCGCUGAUGGGGAGUUGCGGGACCGUUCCCUUGACCAUCAUCUCUGUCUUGCCCGACAUUGUCCGCCAUAUGGCCAACGUCAUUGUUCGAGCCGAGCGGGAGGUCUUGCUGGCAACGAACUACUGGCAGAACUCAGUGGCCUCCAAGUACAUCACUAAUGCCAUCAGGGAACUGGACCGCCGCGCUGGGGCGAGAGGCGCCAGGAUUGUUCUCAAGAUUAUAUACGACCGUGGAAGUCCCAGGCAGCUGUACGAGCCGCAUUACAUCGUCGGAGAGAAAGAGUUUACCAGCGACAAGGUCAACUUGCCGCAUCCGAGCGAGAUUCCGAAUAUCGACAUGCAAGUCAUGAACUUCCACACCCCGCUGAUGGGGACAUUCCAUGCCAAGUACAUGGUGGUGGACCGGAAGAUCGCUCUCUUGCAGAGCAACAACAUCCAGGACAACGACAACCUGGAAAUGUUGAUCCACUUGGAGGGCCCGAUCGUGGCUUCUUUGUACGAUAUGGCACUCAUCUCUUGGUACAAGCACCUGAACCCGCCGCUUCCGAGUCAUAACUCCCCGGCGGCCAAGGGAGGGCUAGGAACCUGGACCAGCGAGGCAGCCAACGGAACUGCCGUAAAGUCGAGCUCCAGGGGCGAAGUAGCUGAGCCUGCUACGAUUGAUCCGCCUGUCCCAGCCAAAAGCGACAACGCAAAGCGAACCGAUGUGCUCACGGGCCCGUCGACUACCGAGUCUGUGUCGAACCCUGAACCGUCGCAGAACGGAGCCAAUGGGGAAGAACACGACGGUAGCCACAGGCACACUCAGGAUCUAGUUGUCCAAGCGUCAACUGGAAAUGCAACGUCGCAGACCAGCGAGGAUGUCAGCGCGGCCCUACCUCCGUUGACUGCAGACAGUUCGCACUACGACGACGACAUUGCAGGGGAGGUUGCCCGCAUCCAGGCCUCGCUCGCUCCCAAGCCAGGCGAAACCCACCUGCAGGCCGUGACCCGGCUGCUCAACCACACGGUCAACGAGGGGCUCCCGGGGGAUCCCAACGCACCGGAAUGUCCGCCCGGAGAACUGAUGACACCCUACAUCCCGCACCAAGCGCAUACCCCCUACCCCAUGGCGCUCGUCAACCGCGCACCAUACGGCCCGCCCACGCACAACUCCGUCUCGACGCCGCAAAACGCGGCCUGGCUCUCAGCGCUGCGCAACGCCAAGGAAAGCGUGUACAUCGUCUCGCCGACGCUCAACGCCGCGCCUCUCAUACCCGCCAUCAAAGAAGCCUGCGAGCGCGGCGUCGACGUCUACUGCUACAUCUGCAUCAGCUACAACGACGCCGGCGAACUCCUCCCCCGACAAGGCGGGCACAACGAGCGGGUGUCAGCGCAGCUGCACGCCGCGCUGGCCCCCGCAGCGCGCCGACGCCUGCACUGGCACUGGUACGUGGGCAAGGACCAGACGAGGCCGAUCACGCAGGCGCGGCGGCAGCGCAGCAGCCACGUCAAGCUGAUGGUGGUGGACGGCCGCGUCGGCAUCCAGGGCAACGGCAACCAGGACACCCAGAGCUGGUUCCACAGCCAGGAGGUCAACCUGCUGGUCGACAGCGCCGAGCUGUGCGCCGCCUGGCUGGCUGCGCUGCGGCGAAACCAGAAUACCGAGCGCUUCGGCGCUGUUGACCCGCGGGAUGGCGUGUGGAGGGAUGCGCAGGGCAGGGAGGUCGAGGGCGCCAUGGGCGUCAAUCCCGGAUGGUUUCCGUGGUUGAAGGGGGUUAAGGGGGCGAUCCAGAGGGUUAGGGGCACCGGGGGGUUCUAGAUAGUGGACCGGGCAUAGGAGGAGGUGGUGGUGGUGUGGGAUUCAGAGGUUAUGAUAAUUAAGGUAGUUAUUGUGCCGGAUUUGG
This is a messenger RNA of Thermothielavioides terrestris NRRL 8126, 2281 nucleotides long. RefSeq lists its product as uncharacterized. Gene Ontology annotation, molecular function: catalytic activity. The coding region runs from base 85 to 2196 and encodes 703 amino acids. The transcript has 5 exons. NCBI's taxonomy places the organism in Eukaryota, Fungi, Ascomycota, Sordariomycetes, Sordariales, Chaetomiaceae. The record is from RefSeq and is a predicted model, not a curated record.